Dendronephthya gigantea is the source of this 599-nucleotide messenger RNA. Its product is annotated as nuclear nucleic acid-binding protein C1D-like. Gene Ontology annotation, cellular component: exosome (RNase complex); nucleolus. Gene Ontology annotation, molecular function: RNA binding; DNA binding. Bases 75 to 473 code for a protein of 132 amino acids. NCBI's taxonomy places the organism in Eukaryota, Metazoa, Cnidaria, Anthozoa, Malacalcyonacea, Nephtheidae. The transcript has 6 exons. The record is from RefSeq and is a predicted model, not a curated record. Gene Ontology annotation, biological process: regulation of gene expression; maturation of 5.8S rRNA.
UGGCGACUUCAGAAGUCGACGACAACGAGUUACCGAAUGAAAUAAUCACUUCUUUGGAAGAUUUUUACCGCUCUAUGAAUACAGUUGAAGAGACUUUAGAUCCUCUUCUUUGUACUUCAAGUGAAGAAACACACGAAAAGUUAAAUGUAUUAGAUCGAGCGAAGUUGGAUCUUAUGAUGGUUUAUGCCGUGAAUUCGAUGUUUUGGAUUUAUCUGAUUACUCAAGGAGUGAAUCCCAAGGACCAUGGCAUAAAACAUGAGCUGGAUAGGGUAAAAGACUACAUGAAGAAAAUUAAAGAUGCAAGUGACAAAAAGAAAGCUUCCCUGAAGAUUGACAAAGCUGCAGCGAGACGAUUUGUUAAAGGUGCCCUUGCUAACCCAGCAGCUUCAGGCAGUGGAAAGGACAAGGUGAAGAAGGCAAAGCGCAAAAAGGAGUUGGCGUCUGGAAAAAGGAAAAAGAAAAAGGCAGAAUAGGUGGGAAAUUGAUAGCACUGGGAAGCAAUCAUUUUCAUGGAGAUAAAUGUUUUGGAUGGACAUUCUGAGUGAACCCAAGAUUAAAAAAUCCCAUGGCACUUGGUACAGUGCAAUUUCAAGAAUCAA